This is a messenger RNA of Malurus melanocephalus (red-backed fairy wren), 1486 nucleotides long. RefSeq names its product protocadherin gamma-A7-like. The transcript is spliced from 2 exons. The coding region runs from base 35 to 1486 and encodes 483 amino acids. The record is from RefSeq and is a predicted model, not a curated record. Gene Ontology annotation, cellular component: plasma membrane. Gene Ontology annotation, molecular function: calcium ion binding. Lineage: Eukaryota; Metazoa; Chordata; Aves; Passeriformes; Maluridae. Gene Ontology annotation, biological process: homophilic cell-cell adhesion.
GUGGUGUUGCGGUGCCGGCGGUGCCGCGGCGGAGAUGAGCGCGGCGGGGAGGCGCUGGGGCCGGCGGCAGCGAGCUCUGCUCUGGGCUGUUCUGCUGGCAGCGUGGGAGGCGGCGUGGGGGCAGCUGCGCUACUCGGUGCCCGAGGAGAUGCCCAAGGGCUCUUUCGUAGGCGAUGUGGCCAAGGACCUGGGGCUGCAGCUACCUGAGCUCCGCGAGCGCGACGCCCACGUUUUUGACACAGGCAGGAGACGCUACUUCUUUUUGGACUUGGGGAACGGUCACUUAUCCAUGAUGGAACAAGCAGACAGGGAACAGAUAUGUGCAGCUGCUUCUAAACGUGUUCUAAAUUUUGAAAUUCUUGUAAAGCGUCCAAUGAACAUUUACAAAGGGGAGGUGGAAAUACUGGAUAUUAACGAUAAUUCUCCCAGUUUCCCAGAAAGAAGUAGUGUCUUAGAAAUCAGCGAGUAYACUGCACCAGGUACACGCUUCCCKUUACAGAAAGCUCAUGAUCCCGACAUAGGACUGAAUUCUUUACAGAAUUACGAGUGUAGCGAGAGCAACUAUUUCACCUUGGAAGUGAAAAAUGGAGAUGACGGUGUGAAAUAUCCGGAAUUAAUAUUGGUGAAAUCUUUGGAUCGGGAACAGCAGACCGCUCAUAAUUUGAUCCUGACAGCCACAGACAACGGGAGUCCGGUGAAAUCAGGAUCGACUAUGAUUCAAAUCAUUGUGUUAGAUGGAAACGACAAUGCACCAGAAUUUACUCAGUCUGUGUAUAAGGUGACUGUGAGAGAAGACGUGGCUGUAGGAAGUCGGGUGUUACAGGUGACAGCGAUUGACAGAGACGAGGGGCCAAACGCCGAGGUAAAAUACUGGUUCUUUAAAAUUCCAGAGAAGUUCGAGAAGACUUUUAAGCUUAAUCCGAAAAGUGGAGAAAUUGAGGUAACACAGAAUUUGAAUUUCGAAGAACGCGAGUUUUACGAAYUGGUUGUGCAAGCACGGGAUACAGGCGGACUCUCUUCCCACAGCAAGGUACUCAUCAAAGUAGUUGAUGUAAACAACUACAUUCCGGAGAUUAUCAUUAUGUCUGUGUUUAGUCCGGUGCCAGAAGAUACACCGCUGGGAACGGUAAUAGCGAUUUUCAGCGUUCAAGACAGGGAUUCUGGAGCGAACGGAGAGGUGCAGUGCAGUAUCAGCGAGAGCCAYCCGUUCCGCCUAGAGAAGUCGUUCGAUAAUUACUACAGCGUGGUGACUACAGAGCUACUGGACCGUGAGCAGGUGUCCGAGUACAACGUGACGGUGCGGGCGGCCGAUGGCGGGUCGCCGCCGCUGCAGAGCAGCGCGGUGCUGGCGCUGCGGGUGCUGGACGUGAAUGACAACGCGCCGGUGUUCGCGCAGGAGCGCUACAGCGCGCGGCUGGCGGAGAACAACGCGGCGGGCGCGCUGGUGCUGACGGUGCGCGCGUCGGACGAGGCGACACGAUGGUAG